AUGUUCGUUCGUAUUGCGUUGCAGCUUCGAGGGAGGCGGCGAUUCGCACAAAGUUUAAGCAGAUGGCAGCACUUCCUCGACGAGCUGGAUGGCAAAGGGGCCAACGAAUGCUUUCCCGAUCUUGCGAGUUACAGCCGCGCCGUGCAGUCGUGUGGCAGAGCCAAGAGAUGGGACUGUGCAUUGCAGCUGCUGUCGUCAAUACAAAAACAAGGAAUCGAUUCGAUGUUCUGCACGACCGUCAUUGGAGCCUGCCGGCAUGCAGCGGCAUGGGAACCAGCCGUGGCCAUAUUGCAUCAACUGGAGACGGGUGCUUUGGGAAUUCAGCCAACGGUACACCACUACGGAGCGGUCGCCAGCUGCCUGGAGUUUGUCGGGAACUGGGAAAAGGCCCUGGCCUUGACGCGAUCGUUGCAGUCCCAUGGACUGAUGCCUAGCGUGCAGUUCUGCGGGGCCAUUAUUACCGCGUGUGAGAAGUCCUGUCAGUGGGAGCGGGCCCUUUCGCUUCUCAGGCUCAUGGGCGAAUUGGCCGCAGGUCCCGAUGUUAUGGCAUUUAACACGUCUAUUGCAGCUUGCGGAAAGGGUCGACGAUGGAAAGAUGCCGUGUUGCUCUUGGCAGAGAUGUAUGCUUCGGAACUUUUACCUUCUGUGGUGACGAAUAGCAUUGUCAUGAGUGCUCUGGAGAGAUCAAGGCAGUGGAUGCUGGCUGUUAUGAUCAUGGAUGGAAUUCUUGCCCGUGGGUUGGAAGCCGAUUACAUCACAUGGAAUUCGGUUAUCAGUGCGUGUGAGUCGGGUUCGCAGUGGGCGCAGGCAUUGCGCAUGUUGCACAGAGCACGCUUGUGUUUCGUUGCAGACCCGAGUGGCAUGCCGCAGAACCUGAAGCGUGGCACGAAUUCGGUCAUAAGUGCCUGUGGUAAAGCAAGCCGAUGGCCUUUGGGAAUCCAACUUCUGCGCGUGAUGCGAGAGGAUGGACCUGAUGGAGACCAGGAGCCUCGCAAGAAGCCGGCCAGGCACAUGGACAUUCUCUGCUUCAACUCUUUGCUGCUUCAGAUGAAUGGUGCCCACUGGAAGAUUGCGGCAUGCCUGCUGCAAGAGAUGAUCCUUCUCAAGCUUUCAUCGGAUUUGACGACGUACAGGGGUUGUACUGCUGUUUUCCAGGAAGGCGCCUGCCACAGUAGAUUCUGGUAUCAAAUCACCCAGUCUGCUCUUGAGCUUCCUCGAGCCCUUCGCUGUGUCGAACGAUUCCGGCAGGAGGAACAUGCCAUCGAAGUGGCGCUGACUGCAAGCCGACUGCGAGGGCUACACUGCUUGCCCCUUCAUACGGAUCGGAUGAUCCAACGCGUCGUCGAGGCUCCGGCCAUGGCCUCCUUGUCGCGCCUUUCGCACCGGUCUGUUCGGCAUCUUGCGACAUGCUCUCCUCAACGUCGUGUGCACGACAAAGUGCUUGGAACCUGCAGCAGUAUUGGUCCAGACUUUGUGCGCUACUGCUUGGAAACUGGAAGCGUGAUUGUAUUGCAAAGACACUUGGUUCGCUGA
Messenger RNA from Symbiodinium sp. CCMP2592, 1533 nucleotides. The record is from the annotation of a GenBank genome assembly. Lineage: Eukaryota; Dinophyceae; Suessiales; Symbiodiniaceae.